Molecule: messenger RNA, 2004 nt
Organism: Chiroxiphia lanceolata (lance-tailed manakin)
Lineage: Eukaryota; Metazoa; Chordata; Aves; Passeriformes; Pipridae
Gene: AGMAT
Product: agmatinase
Exons: 7
Coding region: 202-1371 (389 amino acids)
Molecular function (GO): agmatinase activity; metal ion binding
Source: RefSeq, a predicted model, not a curated record
GGGAAAGGGGGUGGCUGGGCUGGAUCUCUGCCCUUCCCUGGGCAGUGGGAUGUCCGACUGCACUUUGAACCCUGGAGGGAGGCUGGGCGGAGGCUGCUGGCUCUCUGCCCACCCCUGACACUCGAGCGGAGACAGAACCGGCUCCAAAGCACCUCUCGCCGUGUUCCCUGUGGGAUAGAGAGUGGGAGUCUGUGGAGCAGGAUGAGGCACCUGCUCUGGGCUGGCUGCUUCCAGCUGCUGCCCUGGCAAGCUGGACCCUGCACUCGCAAGCUGACGACUGCAGUGACCAGUGCAGUGGCUACCUCACACUGCGGGCCGUGGCUCCUGGCUCCUCUGGCCGCCUCCAGCUGCUCACCCGGUGUGUCCAAGGGCUUCCUCCAGCCCCCGAUCCUGGGGAGCAGGGCCCCUUGCUGCUGGGGCUCACAGUUCAACGUGCCUCCCAGUGCCCUGCUCGUGGCCCGGCCCGUGGGGGUCUGCUCCAUGAUGAGACUCCCCGUGCAGGCGUCGGCGCGGGGACUGGACGCGGCGUUUGUCGGUGUCCCGCUGGAUACCGGUACAUCCAACCGGCCGGGGGCCAGGUUCGGCCCACGUCAGAUCCGCGCGGAGUCGGCCAUGGUGAGGAGGUACAACGGCAGCACCGGGGCAGCGCCUUUCGACUCCCUGCGGGUCGCUGACAUCGGGGACGUGAGCGUGAACCUCUACAACCUGCCCGACAGCUGCCGCCUCAUCCGAGAGUCCUACCAGGAGAUCGUGGCCUCUGGCUGUGUGCCCCUCACCUUGGGUGGAGAGCACACCAUAACGUACCCAAUCCUGCAGGCCCUGGCAGCAAAACACGGCCCCGUGGGCCUGGUGCACGUGGACGCUCACACGGACACCGGGGACACGGCGCUGGGGGAGAGGAUCUACCACGGGUCCCCGUUCCGGCGCUGUGUGCAGGAGGAGCUGCUGGACCGCAGCCGCGUGGUGCAGAUCGGCAUCCGAGGCUCCUCCUACGACCCCGAUCCCUACGAGUACAGCCGGCAACAGGGUUUCCGGGUUGUCCCAGCUGAGGAGUGCUGGAUGAAGUCCCUGGAGCCGCUGAUGGGGGAGGUGAGGGCACAGAUGGGGGACAGGCCCACGUACAUCAGCUUCGACAUCGAUGGAUUAGACCCCGCGUAUGCCCCGGGCACCGGCACCCCGGAGAUAGCUGGGCUCACACCUGCACAGGCUUUGGAGAUUAUUCGUGGCUGCAAAGGCCUGAACAUAGUGGGGUGUGACCUUGUGGAAGUCGCACCAAUGUACGACGUCUCUGGUAACACAGCCCUCCUGGGUGCAAACCUACUGUUUGAGAUGCUGUGUGUUCUCCCAGGAGUGAGGACACUGCGAGGGUAGUUCCUGCCUGCUCCAGGACAACGCUGCUCCAUGUCCCCAGCCAGGCUUUCCAUGUCCCUUUCCCCUCAUCCAGCUGCAGCCAAUGUGGGCUUUGCAGCACAGAAUAAAUGCCAUUUUCCACCAGUAAAGGUAAUUUUAAGCUGAGAAGCUGUAGGGAGCAGAUGGGUUUGAACACCCCAUUUAACUGGGGUCUGGAGCUUUGAAAUUGGUCUGGUAAAGGGACAGAUGAGGCUAAUAGUGUUUGGCCUCUGGAAUUACUCACCCAGCUCACAGGGGUCCUGGCAAAACUCACUGGUAAAGGGUUUCUUCCAUUAGGAUGUGGCAGCAAGACAAUGACUAUAGAGGAAGGGAGGGCAGCAAAGUGCAUCUGGGGAUCCUGCUGAGCACAGGGGGAUGUUUGACUGAAGUUCCUGCUGGUGGAAUCACCAGGAGUUUCCUAUGGCAGAAGUGGUUUAAUCACUCCUGGAAUUUCUGAGCUGGCGUGGAGGUGAGGUUAGUUUGCACAUGGAAACACAAAGCCACUUCAUCACACAUUAAAAUAAGUUUAUUUUGGUUGCGAACCUGUAAUUGUCUUAAAACAAAAUGACGUAAGUGCCUGUUCACAAAUACAAAACCAAAACAAACCAAAACAAA